CGAGUAUGGAGACUUCAUAUACAGAUGUAGCGCCGCAGAAUUCCAGAAAGCUCUCAGAGAUCCAUGCCUUCUGCUGACUGUGGAGCGCCAGGCCGCUGUAAUGACCUCCUCUGAGGCCACCAGAGAGAUCCAGAGUAAAGCACGUAAAUGCAUGAAGGAUCUGAGUAAAUGCCUCAACAGUGCCCUCACUGCGGACCUGACCAGGCUUCUACAGGAGGAACAGGAGACGGAUGUGAUCAUAUGUGGGAGCUCAGGUUUUCAGAUCAAGGCCCAUAAGGCCGUGCUGCUUGCUCGAGCUCCUCACCUCCUGCAGGGAGCCGCACCGAAUGCUUCUACCAUCCACCUGCAGGGAACAGAUUCUACAGCACUCAAAGAGCUCAUCCGGAGAUUGUACACAGAAGAUAAAUGUCUUGGGAAGGUAAAAACCGCUUCUGCUGGACUGCAGGGCCCUUCAGUACUAACAAACGGUGAUGUGAUGGAAGGUACAGAGCCUCAUCCCAGCUCAGAUCCUGCCAUGGUGCGUUUGGAGCCAGCUUCGGGGCUUGGUGCCGAUCUUUUGGCACUGUAUGAACGUAGUGAAGCCUGUGACAUCAGCAUCCAGGUGGGAGACCGAAUCUUCUCGGCUCACAGGGCUAUUCUCUGUGCCCGUUCUCAGUACUUCAGAGCGAUGCUUUGUGGUAGUUGGAUGGAAAGUUCACGCCAGUGCAUCACUUUACAUGGUCUGGGCCCUGAUGAGAUGGAGAUUCUUCUGCACUUCAUGUAUGGAGCCAUAGUGGACCUUCCUCCAGGAACCAACGUCAGUCAGGUGGUGUUGGCGGCAGACAUGCUGGGUCUGGAGGGACUGAAGGACGUGGCUGAAAUGGUUCUAACCAGGGACUACUGCAGAUUCUUCCCAAAGCCUGUGGAGGGAGUGCAGAAGAGCAUACUCGAGUGCCUGGCCAUCAGCCAUUCAAUCAGCCUUCAAAAUCUGUACCAACAAUGUGUCAGAUGGAUAGCUGAACAUUUUGUCAAGUGCUGGUCGGAGAGGAGCUUUGCCAUCCUUCCUCAGGAGCUACAGAGGGACUGCCUCGACGCCGUCACCAAAAACAUGACGGUGCAGGCGGUGGUCUCUGUCCUGUGUGACAGUGAGCAGCUGAUUGGCUCUUUGCCUGAAGUUAAAUGGGCAAAGCAGGUUGUGUGUUUGGCCACUGAGCUGCAAGAGCAGUGCUUACACACCAUCGUCACACACCUGCCCCGAGUCAUACACACCGCUGCCUUUCACAGCCUCCGCAGGAGGGAGGAGUUUACACGUGACCCCACCCUGCUCAGGAAGGUGUGUGCUGCAGUGAGGGAAGGAGUUACUGUGGAGAACUGCUGCGAACUUUUUACAGCCGUGGACCAGCUGAGCGGCCUACCGGACUCUGACAUACUGACGGCAGAUUCAGCCAAUCAGGACCAGGAGCUGGUGGAGCCGUUCAGGCGUGAGGUGUGUUCUCUACGUGCUCGGCUCUGGACCUUCCUGCUUCAGUCUUUCUUUGCAGUACGACACACUCGAGGAUGGGAGACGCUGCCACACAGACACCGGGAACGCAUCCUUGCAGCUACUCUCGAUACUGGAGACUGUAAACGACUCAGUAAGAAGCCAGUUCUCACCAGCUCUCAGAAGUUUUCAAAAUGUACUUCUGGUUCAUCUUCUCCUUGUGAGAGUCCUCCAACCUUUCGUCCCCUGAAGGCCCCCAGGGGCCAGCGUCCUUCUUCUGAAAACACAAGACCGGCAACAGGUGCCAUGAAGUCCGAUAGUCUCGGUACGUCCACGACCACGAAAACCAAAACAGGCACCAGUGACUCAAGCCGGACUAAGACCAGCAGCCCGGCAAAAAGGAAAACACCCUCCGCCGCUAAACCCAUCACCAAUGGCAGCGUCAUCCCCCCGGCCAGGCGGGAGAACUCCACUGCUAAUGGUACAACAAGCAAAUCAGUCCAGGAAAAGAGGCUGACGCAGAGUGCCAGGCCCAAAUCCUUUCCCGCUGUGGCGACUGGGGCAGCAAAUUCAGCCAAACCAAGCAAGACUGUAAAAGCAUCAGGGAAGGACUCGACUCAGGGCUCUACCUCCGACAGCGCCGAAAAUGCACACUGUCCACGGACCACACCCUCAACAUCAGGCACCGUCUCACCCGAGAGCAGCGGGAACAGUCCACGGAACCACAGCAGCCAAGCUCUUAGGCCAAAACCUCAAGCCAAGGCAACAACAAGACCUCCUCUGACCAAAACUGCCCAGAAAUCAGAAACAGACAAGACUUGCAGCCCCAUUAAUAAACCAAACAGGCCCAAGAGCACAGUGAGCAGCAGAACUGGAGUCAGUGGUCCAGCGUCAGUGCGUACAGAAACGAAGAGCAAAAUUACUGCUACCGGUGCUUCAGAGAAUCAAAUUUCAUCACGACCUGGCUCUGCGCUGACCUCCAGAAAACCUACCUCUCUCCAGAAAGAGGAUGAAAAAGAUGGAUCCAAACCUUCAGCCACUAAAAAACUAACAAAACCUAGCACAGACUCUAAACCUACCCCUAAACCAGCAAAACCUGUAAUAUCUUCCUCAAAAGCAUCCCCAGGUACAGCCAGUAAGACUGGUCUGAGGCAGAAAACCCCAGAAUCACUGGUGGCAAAAUCAGUCAAGUCUGUGACACUACCCAAACAUUCUCCUGCUGCCUCCAAAAAGCUAACUGCUGCAGAGAAGAACUCAGCAUCUAAUCCUACACAAUCAGGCAACAAAGUGGCUCCCCAGCAGCCCAAAGUAGCCACAGUGGAGAGUAAGGGUCAAGAGACUGGCCAAAAAGUAAAGGCAACUCAUGAUGAGAAGUCCACAGCCUUAAUGUCAUCUCAAGAUUGUUUAAAUGGAGGCAAAUCGUCACCAAGAAAGCCUGGAUCAGUCCAGGAAUCUGUACCCAAGGCUGCUUCUGUGGCCUCUAAGGAGUCUCCUGCAGCCAAUCAAAGCACUCAUUCACCAGUUAAACCCAGUAGCACUAACAAGGAACCGACUACAGUACAGGAAGUCCAAAACACUGUAAACCCUUCUACUACUCAAGACACUGUUGUAAGUGAGGUUGCUGGGAGCAAAAUGACCCCUGGCAAUGGGUCAGACUUUCUUCCCGAAACACCUUGCAGCUUUGCAAGCGUGGAUACCCCACUUGAGGACUCGUGGAGUGUGAUUCACCCUCAAUUGAGCCCUGAAUCAGAGACAGCCAGUGCUACAACAUCUUCGGACGACAUCAAGCCACGCUCCGAAGAUUACGACGCGGGAGGCUCUCAGGAUGACGACUGUUGCUCUCAUGACCGUGGCGUGUCUAAAUGCGGGACGAUGCGAUGUCCAGAUUUCCUGGGCCGCAGCAGCAGUGACACCAGCACCCCUGAGGAGUUAAAAAUUUAUGAAGGUGGGAUGCGAGUGGAGGUACGGCUCAGAGGUCGCGAAGCUGAGACUACGAGUGAUGAAGAAGUGGUACUUCGGAGGCCACUGUCGUGGAUAAAGCGUGAUGAUGCACCUGUGAAAGAGGAGGCUUGUGGGUUGGAUAAUGCCGUGACCGACAUCUGCGCCCCAGAUCCCCAGCUUUUCUCUUCUGAGGAAGAAGAGGAAGAAGAAUCUGAAGAAGAACGGUCCGAAGUAGAGGUCCUUACCGGUGGGGUCGCGGCUUCUCAUGCAGAAACCUCACCACAGUUCCAGGGUAUUGUCAAUCCAGCAUUUGACGAUGGCGCAGACCAAGAUAACGAACACGAAUUCCAGCCUGCCUCUGGCUUCCGCCGGUCCGUGCUACUCUCGGUGGAUGAGUGUGAAGAGCUGGGAUCCGAAGAAGUCGCAAACUGUGACGUCUUUGAAAGUGAUGUGACAUCAAAACAAAACGCAAAUGCAAGCACAUUUAAGGACAAUGGUCAGAUAAAACAAACUGAAAGUGCUGUUUUCCUUACGGAGCUCCAUGAAUCGCCAGUCGAGGAAGUCCAAUUGCUUAAACAAUCAGAAGCUUCUCACAUAGACACUGAUAUAAAUGAGGCUCCUCCUCAGGAACGCCCGAGUCACCUAGACCUAAAGCUGGUCGAGCAGUAUAGCAGCUCUCAGUUUAAGCAAGCAGAAAGCAAGAGAGCAGAUUUACAGCUAGACUUACCUGAGCAGCAGGUGACCACGUGUUCACCUGCACAACCUCCCCAGUCCCCAGCAGGGGACAUUGAGGGUUGUGACAGAAUGGAUCAAAGCUCCACACAUGACCGGCGCUCAUCUAAAGUCCUGUCCCCCAUUUAUGAGAUGGAUGUCGGAGAGGCAUUCGAGAAAAGCUUGGACAAGAGCCAGAUCAACGGAGAACACCAGGACGUGUCUCAUGAGGAUGAGAAAAACACAGACAAGAAAGAUGAGGAGAAGGAAGACAUGGAUGAGAACAACGAGUUUGCCGAACGGGACUGGAGCUUGCUCAGACAAUUACUGUCUGACCAGGAGUCGAGUCUGGGUGUGAUAAACCCUGUCCCGGAGGAUCUUAACCUGGCUCAGUAUCUGAUCAAACAGACUCUGUCGCUGUCUCGAGACUGUGUAAAUGAACAGACCUUUAUUAAUCAUGAGAAAGAAAUUCAAGGUUUUAAACGUUGGGCUGAGCUAAUCUCUCCAAUGGAUGACUCCACCACCAGCAUCACUGUGACUAGCUUUUCUCCUGAGGACGCUGCCUCUCCUCAGGGAGAAUGGACCAUAGUGGAGCUGGAGACGCACCACUGACACACAAGGAUACAUGGCCUUUAGUCCAAGUUCUUUUGGGUUGUUACAUUUUCUUCUUUCUUCUAUGCUGACGUGAUGUUUUUACCACUUUUUUAAAGGUCUGCUAGUAACUAUUUUCAGCUGCAUAUUAAUUUAUUUUGCCUAAUGGCUUCUAAAGUACUCGUGUUAUAUAGGGGUGGACUGACAGAGGCUCAAUGCAGUUGAUUUGCAUGUGGACAUUUUUGUAUGUUACAUUGUUUACUUGGUGUCGCUUUGAUCUUUGUAAAAAAAAAAAAAGCAUUUUUGGUUACAGUUUCUGUGUUUAAAAAAUGGUUAAACUUUGAAUUUGAGAAGAGUGUUUAGAUCAAUGAGUAGUGAGUCUGGUCUGUUGGUUUACAUUCAUUGAUACGUAGUUGUACUUUAAACAAUAAAAUGUGUGUAAUUAUACAAUGUUGACUUUUCUUUAGUCAAGAGUGUUGUUAUGACUUUGAUGGCAGCAACAUGAAAUAGAAGAUCAGCUA
Messenger RNA from Trichomycterus rosablanca, 5223 nucleotides. It is a transcript of the gene btbd8, whose product is annotated as BTB domain containing 8. The transcript is spliced from 19 exons. Gene Ontology annotation, molecular function: protein binding. The record is from RefSeq and is a predicted model, not a curated record. NCBI's taxonomy places the organism in Eukaryota, Metazoa, Chordata, Actinopteri, Siluriformes, Trichomycteridae. Bases 101 to 4723 code for a protein of 1540 amino acids.